Messenger RNA from Geodia barretti, 1242 nucleotides. The record is from the annotation of a GenBank genome assembly. Lineage: Eukaryota; Metazoa; Porifera; Demospongiae; Tetractinellida; Geodiidae.
AUGCCAAUCCGCUUCAUGACAUCGCCCAAGUACCUGCUCACCUCCGAGUCGGUUACCGAAGGGCACCCCGACAAGGUAUGCGACCAGAUUUCCGACGCUGUGCUGGACGCCGCCUUCAGCGUGGACCCCAUGAGCCGAGUUGCCUGUGAGACUGUCGCCGGGAAGAACCUGAUCAUGAUCACCGGCGAGAUCACCACGGCAGCCGACCUGGACUUUGACGCCAUCGCCCGCGAGACCCUGCGGGAAAUCGGCUACACGGACCUCAAGUACGGCAUCGACGGGAAUUCCUGUGGCAUCAUCCGCAACGCCAGCAGGCAGUCGCCGGACAUCAACGCCGGCGUGAGCACCGCGCUGGAAGCCCGCAGCAAUGGCUCCGGCGCCGACGCGCGCCGCGCCACCGGCGCCGGCGACCAGGGCAUGAUGGUCGGAUUCGCCUGCAACGAGACCGACGGCCUGAUGCCCCUUACCGUAGACCUGUCCCACCGCCUGGUGGAGCGUCUCGCCGCCGUGCGUAAGGACGGCACGCUGCCCUACCUGGGUCCCGACGGGAAGUCCCAGAUCACCGUGGAAUACCGCUACGGCAAGCCCCAUCGCGUGGAUGCGGUGGUCAUCAGCAGCCAGCACGACGACACCGAUGACCGCGAGGGCUUCACCGCGAAGAUCCGCGCCGACGUCAUCGAGCACGUGAUCAAGCCCAUCGUGCCCGCAGAGCUACUGGACGCAGACACCAAGUACUUCGUGAACCCCAGCGGCUGGUUCGUAGUUGGCGGACCCCAGGGUGACAGCGGCCUGACCGGACGCAAGAUCCUGGUGGACACCUAUGGCGGUAUCGCCCGCCACGGCGGCGGCGCCUUCUCCGGUAAGGAUCCGACCAAGGUGGACCGCUCCGGCGCUUAUGCUGCCCGCUACGUCGCCAAAAACCUGGUGGCCGCCGGGUUCGCGGAUCGGCUCGAAGUGCUGGUUUCCUACGCCAUCGGCGUCGCGGAGCCGACUUCCGUUGCCGUCGAGACGUUCGACACCAACCACAUCCCCAACGAGCGGAUCGAGGAACUGGUGAGCGAGCACUUCGACCUGCGCCCCGGCGCGAUCAUCGAGGACCUGCAGCUGCGGCAGCCCAUCUAUCGCAAGACCGCUGCCUACGGCCACUUUGGCCGCAAGGACCUGGACCUCCCCUGGGAGCGCACCGACAAGGCCGAAGCCCUGAAGCAGGCGGCCGGGGCCGUCGCCACCGCCGGCGACUAG